Anolis sagrei ordinatus is the source of this 4239-nucleotide messenger RNA. RefSeq names its product leucine rich repeat, Ig-like and transmembrane domains 1 (gene LRIT1). Gene Ontology annotation, cellular component: endoplasmic reticulum membrane. Gene Ontology annotation, molecular function: protein binding. NCBI's taxonomy places the organism in Eukaryota, Metazoa, Chordata, Lepidosauria, Squamata, Anolidae. The record is from RefSeq and is a predicted model, not a curated record.
AGGGACAUUGUUUUGAAGAUGCUUCCAGUGAAAAGGGAGAAACCCCUCUGUCUGUGAUUCCGGGAAGCAAUAAGCACCUACAUGAAAAUAACCCCAUCCUUAAUCCCCUGCCUAUCCGUUUUGAUCUGAUGGCUUCAGUGCAGGCAGGAAGAUCACUGCGCGACAGAAAACGAAGGCAAGUUAACAAGAUGUGACCGGUCCCAUGGAUAAAACAAUAGAGAAAAACCUCCUCCGUUUUGUCUAGAAGUCUGGUGCCAUUCUUAUGUCCAGGUAGCAAUGUGGGUCAUACUGGGCUUAGUUUGCUGCCUAGUAUUUGGGGGGCUACCGUUGACUCUCUGCUCCUGCCCUUCUCAGUGUACCUGCUCUUUCCACAGUAUAAGUGAAGGAACAAAAGCAAGAGCCGUGCUAUGCAAUGAUCCUGAGAUGACACUCACACCUGUGAACUUCCCAGUGGACACAUUUAAAGUCAGAAUAGAAAAGACAGCCAUCCGGAGGGUUCCAGGGGAGUCUUUCCAUUCCCUCCAUAACUUGGAAUUCCUUUGGAUGCCCUAUAACUCCUUGGCAAGCCUCAGUGUGACUAACUUUAGAGGACUCCGCCGGCUGCAAGAGUUAAGACUGGAUGGAAAUGCUUUGACCUCCUUCCCUUGGGACGCCCUACUAAGUAUGCCCCAGUUAAGGCUCUUGGACCUGCACAACAAUGAACUUGCCUCCAUACCAGCCGAUGCUGCCCAAUAUGUCCGGAACAUCACUUACUUGGAUGUCUCAAGCAAUAAACUGGUGACACUCCCUCAGGAACUUAUUGCAAUCUGGUCGAACCUCCAAGCAGUUCCAUACUUCCCCAAUGACAACUCUAAGAUCAUCUUAGGUUUACAGGACAAUCCUUGGACAUGUGACUGCAGCCUCUAUGAAAUGGUCCACUUUCUCAAUUUUCAGUCCCCCAACAUAGCAUUUGUUGAACCAAGACUGAAGUGCUUUGCACCCAGGAGUCUGGCAGGAAUUUUCUUCACCCAAGUCGAACUGAGAAAGUGCCAGAGCCCUGUUGUGCAUACGUCUGUCGCCAAAGUGAAGACCAUCCUUGGAAGCACAGUCCUGUUGCGAUGUGGGACCACAGGGGUGCCUAUUCCUGAGCUGAGCUGGAGGAGGGCUGAUGGAAACCCCCUCAAUGGAACAGUUCACCAAGAAAUUUCCAGUGAUGGAAUGAGCUGGUCUAUUUUAGGCUUGCCUGUGGUGUCUUACCUCGAUUCUGGAGAAUAUAUAUGCAAAGCCAAAAAUUUCCUUGGAGCAACAGAAGCUUUCAUCUCCCUCAUAAUCACUGAGAAUGAAAGCACAGAUGUCCCCAGUGCAAAUUCUAAAGGAACCUGGAAUGGAAAGGUGGGUGGGAUGGAAGCAGCAGCUUACAAUGACAAUUUAGUUGCAAGAUAUGUUAUCACAACUUCAACUUCUCCAACCUUGGGUGCCAGGUCAAUUCGGGCCAACACAGAAGGGAACCCAGUACUUCAAGAUGAGGCACCUAAUAUGAUCAACAAUCCAAGGAAUCUCAUAGCAAGUCCACCCCCUGCCCAACAGGAGCCUGAACGCAUAGUCAGGUCAGUCAGAGUGAUAGGAGAUACAGAUCGUAGUGUCACAUUAGCGUGGAAAGCUCCUCAGGCCAAGAAUACAACUAUCUUCAGUGUCCUGUAUGCUAUCUUUGGAGAAAGAGAUAUGCGUCGAAUCAAUGUGGAUCCUGGUAAGACCAAGAUAACAAUUAAUGAUUUGAUGCCGAAAACCAAAUAUAUAGUGUGUGUCUGCGUAAAAGGAUUGAUUCCAAGGAAGGAGCAGUGCAUCAUCUUUUCCACAGAUGAAGUGGCCAGUGCUGGUGGAACCCAAAAACUUAUCAACGUGGUAGUCAUCAGUGUGGCUUGUGUCAUCGCUGUCCCACUGACAUUAGUGGUCUGUUGUGGGGCCCUGAAAAGGCGUUGCAAAAAAUGUUUCACACGGAAACCCAAAGAAAUCCAAGACUCUUAUGUCACCUUUGAAAGCCUCUCUCCAGGGGCCAAAGUGAAAGGAACAGAAGGGGAGUAUUUAACAAGACACACGCCAGAUGAAUCCAAUAGAUUGCUGUCAGCCAGGUCCAGUGUGGACUCAGAAGCAAUACCAAAAGCAGAAGGACAGCCAAAUGAAUACUUUUGCUGAUGCUAAAUCAGUAAUCUGGCCAACCUAACAUAUAGAUUGCAUUUAGCAAUUCACACAUUGCAUGAUAUCUGAGCCUUUCAUGUCACAACUAUUAUCUCUCAUAUGUUGGAAAAAAACCCAGUGUGAAUCUUGACUGAGACUUUUUUUUCACAUUCUUGGAUUCAAUGAUGAAAAAGCUAUAUGAAAAUUCAGUGGAAUUUUCCCCCUCCACCAUCAACAUGUAAAAAAUUCAUCUAUGACUGAAAGAUACAAUUUUUAACAUUUUGUGUAAUGUGUGAAAUCUCUCAAUGUGGAAGCAUGAGGUUGUAGGGCAGGAAGAUAGAGGGAAAAGUCAUGGAUCUGUUCAGUUAUGGUUUACAGGGAACUAAAUGCUAGAGAGGGUAGAAGCUGUGUAAGUGUAUUCCAGGUGGAUGGACUCAGUCAAGAGGUUGCUGACUGUGUAAGACUUGAGUUGGGCUGUUGGGGACUUAGAGGUCACUCAUUCUGAGGGCAGCUAACAAAAAAUAAGACUUUUUGCUUCCUUAAGUGAAGAGCAAGAUAGUGGCAUCCUCCUCCAAUGCCGCAGUCAACAGAUGAUUGGGCUGCCAAUUGAAUAUUUAUUUAUUUAUUUAUUUGACUUGUAUACCGCCACUCCCAAUUUGGCUCGGAGCGGUUUACAGCAGUAGAUUAAAACAAUGCAACCAACUUUAAAAUACAAUAAAACCGAGAACUGACAUAGUCCCGAGUUAUUCACCCACUGAAAGCUUGUCGGAAAAGAAAGGUUUUACAGGCUUUCCGAAAAGCAAGUAGCUCUCAGAUGGUUCGGGUUUCAACUGGCAAGGCAUUCCAUAAAUAAGGGACCACAAUCGAGAAGGCUCUCUGCCUAGUAGAGGACAGAUGAUAAAUCCGGAUGUUGGCCCUCGGCAAAUUUUGGUCCUCGGACCAAAGUAAUCUCUGGGGUUGGUAGGGGGAUAAGCGGGCCCUCAGGUACGCCGGCCCCAGACCAUAUAAGGCCUUAAAGGUUAGUACCAGCACCUUGAAAGUAAUUCGGUACUCAAUCGGAAGCCAGUGCAGCUGUUGUAGAAUUGGGGUGAUACGACACCUCGCUGGCACCCCGGCGAGAUGAGCCGCCGCAUUUUGCACCAGCUUCAGUUUCCGGAUCACUGACAAAGGAAGGCCAAUGUAAAAGGCGUUACACUAGUCAAGCCUCAAGAUGACCGUCGCCUGGAUCACCGUAGCCAGGUCGUUCCUAGAUAGGAUGGGAGCCAGUUGCCUAGCCUGAUGUAGGUGGAAAAACAGGUGGAAUACUGCUAGAAUUGCACCCUCCGUCACACUUGAGAGCACCAGGCAAGUUUAGUGGAAUAGAAUAGCUUAUGUGGCAAACACAAACAAAUAUGUAUCCCAAAAGAAUGAAAGAUCGUCAGUUGAUCAGGGAGAACCAGCAAAACUCCUCCUCUUGCUGCUCCCUACCAACUGUUGCCUAUGGUGGCUGCCUCGUCUUGCUUCAAGGUCAGGUCAGUCAAAUAGUACAGGUAUGGAUACAUCCAUCUCUACAGUCACUUAUCCAUCCAGAUGAGCAUGGAGAAAUAUGGGUAUUUGUGAAGCAUCUUCUAGGCUAGAACAGAAAAAUUAAAGGAUUCUGAUAAUACUGUAUACAAAAGGUGCAAGUUGUGUGGCCUUCCAGAUCUUGUUGGACUGCACCUUCCAGUAGCUCUAGCCAAAAAAGCCAAUAGUGAAAAAUGCUGGGAGAUGCAGUUCAACAAUAUCAGAGUGAGAAUAUGAUUCCUACUUAUGACAAACUUUGGUUUCUUAAACAAGUCUUCACCCCAUAUCUUGAAAGCAGGGGGAAGGAAACGCUGUUGGUAGUCAGAGUGUCCCAUAUUGUCAUUCAUACACCCUGAACAAAUGCGUCUGUUCAGUGAAUAUAUGUACAUAUAUCUCAUAUUUUCAAAAGCACAUUAUAGCAAUCUUCUUGUCAAUUCCCUGUUUUGAAAUUCAUUGCAUAAUGUAAAAUGAAGUGUGAUAAACUCCUGUUAGAAUGAUGCAAAGAGAAAUGACUUUUGAUAAUAAUAAAGUGAAUGAAAUUAC